AUGAAGUUUGGUGAGCACUUACGGCACUCCUUGAUCCGCAACUAUAGCUUCUACUACAUUGCCUAUGAUGAUUUGAAGCAUCAAUUAAAGAAAAGUCUCAAGGACAACGAUGGGCAGUGGACAAAUGAAUUGGAAGAAGAAUUCUUGUCAUUGUUGGAACAGGAAUUGGAUAAAGUUUAUUCAUUCACCAAGGUCAAGAACACUGAAGUAAACCGUCGUAUUAAGGAUGCUGAAAAGUAUGUGUACGAAGUAGUGGGUGCCCUUCAAAACAAAAAUUCUGCUCCUACUCCACAAGAACAGGACUUUGAGGAUUUGGAGGAUGAAUUGUCUGACAUUAUAGCUGAUGUCCAUGAUAUGGCCAAAUUUGAGAGACUCAAUUACACUGGUUUCCAGAAGAUUGUCAAGAAACAUGACAAAACCACCAAGUUCCACUUGAAGCCAAUUUUUCAAGUGCGUUUGAAUGCCAAACCAUUUUUCAAGGACAAUUAUGAUAACCUCAUUGUGAAGUUGUCCAAGUUGUAUGACUUGGUUCGGACCAGAGGAAAUCCUGUCAAGGGAAACUCUGCCGCUGGUGGUGCGCAGCAGAACUUUGUUCGUCAAACUACAAAGUAUUGGGUACAUCCCGAUAAUAUCACCGAAUUGAAACUUAUUAUCUUGAAACACUUGCCGGUGCUUGUUUUCAAUGCUGAGAAGGAAUUUGAGCCGGAAGAUAGUGCCAUCACCUCGAUCUACUUUGACAAUAAGGAUAUGGACCUCUACUACGGUAGAUUGAGAAAGGAUGAAGGUGCCGAGGCUAUUAGAUUGAGAUGGUAUGGUGGCAUGAAAUCCGAGCAGAUCUUCGUUGAAAGAAAGACACAUCGUGAAGAUUGGACCGGUGAGAAGUCUGUCAAGGCAAGAUUUGCGUUGAAAGAGAAAAAGGUGAACGACUUUUUAUCCGGUAAGUUUACCGCCUCUCAAGCUUUUGAAAAGCAAAGAAAAGAAGGUAAGAAGUCUCCUCAAGAGAUCGAAAACUUGGAGCGUUUGGCCAAAGAAGUUCAGUACAGAGUAAUUAAGGAUAAAAUGCGUCCCGUCAUGAGAUCGUUCUACAACAGAACCGCCUUUCAACUUCCUGGUGAUGCUAGAGUUCGUAUCUCUUUGGAUACUGAGUUGACCAUGGUGCGUGAAGACAAUUUUGAUGGACAUGAUAGAACAAAUGGUAACUGGAGACGCAUGGAUAUUGGUGUAGACUACCCAUUCCCCCAAUUACCAGAUCGUGAUGUUUGUCGUUUCCCAUACGCUGUUCUUGAAGUGAAGUUGCAAACGCAAUUGGGUCAAGAACCUCCUCUCUGGAUUAGAGAGUUGGUAGCAAGUCAUUUGGUGGAGGCAGUUCCAAAGUUUUCCAAAUUCAUUCACGGAGGUGCUAGUUUGCUUCCUGAUUACGUGAAUUUACUUCCUUUCUGGUUGCCCCAGAUGGAAGUUGAUAUUAGAAAACCCAAGGUUCAAGAAGAAUAUGGAAUUAUGAGACAACAGCAGCAAAGAAUCAAGUCAUCUUCAUCGGGAGGUGAGAUGGAUGAAGAAGAAUUGUUGGACCAUGGUGAAUUGAAUGGCGGAUACGGAAGUCAUGUUCACUUCUCCAAUGAUAUCAAUCCCUUGGAAGAAGACUUGGAUGAGUCGACUCCCUUGUUGCUCCCUUCGACUUAUCGUACUAGAGAUGGUGCCUCUCCUCUAGCAAAUUUCUUCUACAACCUCUAUGGACAGUUCUUACAUUUCUUCAAUGAUGACCGAACCUUCACCGUCAAGCCUGGUACAAACUACGACUUGAACCAGACUUUCAAAAAUAAACUUCCAAAGGGCAAAAAGAUCUGUGUUCCAGUUAGAAUUGAACCAAAGGUCUACUUUGCAAACGAAAGAACCUUUUUGAGUUGGCUCUCCAUUGGUAUGAUAUUGGGUGCAACUGCUACAACCUUACUUACUUAUGGUGGUAAUUCUACCAUCACUGCUUCAAUUGGCUUCUUUAUCGCUGCCCUUUUCACCAUGAUCUAUUCGACUUACAGAUACGUUUGGAGAGUACUUAUGAUCAGAGAAAAGAAGGCAGUAAUGUAUGGCGACAAGUUUGGGCCAAAUAUGAUCUGUUUCUUUAUUGCAGCGGCCACCUUUGCUACAUUUUUGUUCCGCUUCAUUGAAGCAUAA
Messenger RNA from Meyerozyma guilliermondii ATCC 6260, 2169 nucleotides. RefSeq names its product Vtc4p (gene VTC4). Gene Ontology annotation, biological process: microautophagy; vacuole fusion, non-autophagic; vacuolar transport. Lineage: Eukaryota; Fungi; Ascomycota; Pichiomycetes; Serinales; Debaryomycetaceae. The transcript has a single exon. The record is from RefSeq and is a predicted model, not a curated record. Bases 1 to 2169 code for a protein of 722 amino acids. Gene Ontology annotation, cellular component: fungal-type vacuole membrane; vacuolar transporter chaperone complex.